CAUUGCGCAUGGGCCCUCCCCGCCGGGUGGCCAUGUUGCAGCCCUAGCAGCCAGCGCAGAAGGCGGCGGCGGCGGGCCGGGGAGCGCAGCGCACUGCACCGCACCGCACCGCACCGCGAUGGCCGUGGCCGUGGGGAGACCGGCGAAUGAUGACCUGAGGAACUUGUCCCUCUCCGGCCACGUGGGCUUUGACAGCCUCCCUGAUCAGCUGGUCAACAAGUCAACGUCACAGGGCUUCUGCUUCAACAUCCUCUGUGUGGGCGAAACUGGCAUCGGCAAGUCAACGUUGAUGGACACUCUGUUCAAUACCAAGUUUGAAAGUGAACCUGCGACGCACAACGAGCCUGGUGUGAGAUUGAAAGCCAGGAGUUACGAGCUCCAGGAGAGCAAUGUCCGUCUGAAGCUGACUAUUGUUGACACAGUUGGAUUUGGUGAUCAAAUUAACAAAGAUGACAGCUACAAGCCUAUAGUAGAAUAUAUCGAUGCGCAGUUUGAAGCCUACUUGCAAGAAGAGCUGAAGAUCAAACGAUCCCUGUUCAAUUACCACGACACCAGAAUUCAUGCCUGCCUAUAUUUCAUUGCACCAACUGGACACUCGCUGAAGUCCCUAGACUUGGUCACCAUGAAGAAACUCGACAGUAAGGUGAACAUCAUCCCCAUCAUUGCCAAGGCUGACACCAUUGCAAAAAAUGAGUUGCACAAGUUCAAGAGUAAAAUCAUGAGCGAGCUGGUCAGCAAUGGCGUCCAGAUCUACCAGUUCCCGACGGAUGAAGAGACAGUGGCUGAGAUAAAUGCCACGAUGAGCGUCCACCUUCCUUUUGCUGUAGUUGGCAGCACUGAAGAAGUGAAGAUCGGCAAUAAGAUGGCAAAAGCCAGGCAGUACCCCUGGGGUGUUGUGCAGGUUGAAAAUGAAAAUCACUGUGACUUUGUGAAGCUGCGGGAGAUGCUGAUCCGAGUGAACAUGGAGGACUUGAGAGAGCAGACGCACACCCGACACUAUGAGCUGUACAGGCGCUGCAAACUUGAAGAGAUGGGGUUCAAGGACACGGAUCCGGACAGCAAGCCUUUCAGUCUUCAAGAGACUUAUGAAGCAAAGAGGAACGAAUUCCUGGGUGAACUCCAGAAGAAGGAGGAUGAAAUGAGGCAGAUGUUCGUCAUGCGAGUGAAGGAGAAGGAAGCAGAGUUGAAGGAAGCAGAGAAAGAUCUUCACGAAAAGUUUGACCAUCUAAAGAGGACUCACCAAGAAGAGAAGAAAAAAGUGGAAGACAAAAAGAAGGAACUUGAGGAAGAGCUGAACAACUUUCAAAAGAAGAAGGCAGCAGCUCAGCUAUUACAGUCACAGGCUCAGCAGGCAGGUUCUCAACAAACCAAGAAAGACAAGGACAAAAAAAAAAAUCCAGUCAUGAGGAACAUGCACGUGUUUUAGUGUGUCCUUUCAGUGUCGCUCCACACCAGUGCAAGCUUCACAUAAAGCCUGUCAAGCCAAGGAUGUUCCUGCAUUCACCUGCUUUUGCAGUAAUGUGUCUCUGCCAUCUGUUUUCUUUCUUUUUUUCUUUUUUCUUUUUUUUUUUUCCUGUUUUUUAACAUGAAUAACUAUUAACUCAUCUAAUAACAUAGUGGGAACAAGAAGGAAGAAGGAUUGGGUACAGGACUGUAUGCAACUGGAAGUUCAGGGGUGGGUGACGGGGCAAGGUAAUGGUACCAUGUAUUUUUCUCGUCAACAUCAGCAGCGGUAAAUCAUUCUUGGCCCCAAAUUUGAACUGAGUCAGGGCUGGACGUGGUGAGCGUCAUUGACUGGAUCGGGUCCUCAGCACUGCUGGCCUCCCCAGCUCUCGGAGGGCUGGCUGCAAUAGCCCUGUGCUGAAGGAGCCCCUGGGUCCACAGAAACCAGCCUCAGGGAAUCACUGCUGUACGAGGGUCACAGCCCAGCCCCCGGGGUGGCUAAACCCUGGAGUUUAGUCCGACCCAUAUUCCUUCAAUAGCUAAUGUGUUAGAGCGAUGAGUCCCGCUGUUGGGCGAGAGGGAGGGGGGGGUGUGUGUGUGUGUAGAUAACAAAAGUUUAACUGACCUUGCAUGCCAUUACAUUUGCAUGAUAUUUUUUAUUAGUUCCUGUUUUUGUUGUCUGACUUGAUCAUGCUAGUUGGCUUCCGUUUAUUGUCACGUGCUGGCAUAUUUUUUCAGCCACCCUUCCAGUUCAGUGUAGUAGCUACCCGCUGAAUGCUGCGGUGGGAACCAAGCGGCGCUGCAGGUGCCUGGGAGAAGGACCGUUUCUCAUUACUGCUUUCCACGUAUUACUUGCCUGACCAUAACCUUGAAACCUUGCUUUAAAAAGUAUGUGGUUUCCGUGUGCGUGAUCUUAGCAAGACUUAGCAGCCCUUAUGGAAUCAAAUGCCUGGGCAGGGGGGAAGGUAUAGGCUUCAGCAUCCUCUUAGAGCCUUCAGGAGGAUUCCUGCACGCGCUUAAAUACCGACGUGCAAAGCUGCGGGAUCCGGAAUUUCACGUCAAGGGAGAGAGGGUGCCUUGCCACGCAUUCCCCACGCUCCCCACCAGCCCUCCUGCACCAGGGACAAUGUCCCAUGGAGAUGUCCCUUGAACGUGCAAAGGAGGUUGAGCAUAAGCCAGGCCUCGCUCUGUGGCCAGCGCGGUGCAGAAAUUGGUCUGUUUAAUGUGUAUUUUCUAUGCCAUUGCUUUUCGGACAGAGUCUUUCCCUUCCUUCCCAAGAAGUGGCGAGCCAUGCUUACUCUAUGACUUCUGGAUUUCUUUGUCUUCUGCUGAUGUACAGCCAGCAUUUCCACUGCUCCUAGCUAGGUAGUCUCCUGUUUCUUUCUUGAAAGCACUCUUAAAAAUAACUCUUUCCACCGAAGUCUCACACACUGCAGUUCUUUGCUUGUUUCUGGGAUGGAACUUCUUGCCUCUCUGAGGGGUGGUGGGGGGGGGAGACAGAAUUAUCACCUUUUUCUGAAGUGUUGGAUUGGGAAAUGUGCUUGGGGGUUAGCUUUUGGGUUGUCUUCCUUUUAACCUGCACCGCUUAAACAUGGCUUUGGGAAGAGGAUAUCUAAAUACAGUGUCUUAGACAGCAAAAAUUGAUUGGAGAUAAAUAAGCUGGAAAUAAAAUAGUUGAGCCUUUUCUCUAUCUCUUUUUUUUUUUUUUUUUAAUUGUUUGGUUUUUAAAUCGCACCUCCUGGUCUUAUCAACCUUGAUGCACUUUUUGUCAAGAUAAAUAGGUUUGCUAGGGGGUUGUUUGGAAAAAUGAAACUAUGGUUCUUGUGGCUUCUGGCAAACUCAGCUUUAAAAUCUUGAGUUAUCAAGGAAGAAGUUUGGGUUUUGACAUAAUUUUUUUUUUUUACAGUCACAUCAUAUGCACAUCAUUGAAUGUUUGUGGCAGUAUGCUUUGCUUCAGCUGUCUCUGUGCAUGUCCUCUUUUUAAUUACCAGCAUUUUGUGCCAAGUAGAAAACUUAAUUUUAACAUUUAUUUGUCCUGCUUCAUUUAACAGCCCUUCAAGGGAUGUUUGGCAGGGGAAGUCAGCUGAGUCUAGCUAUAUAUAUAUUUUUUUUUUAUUUUGGCAGAAAGCUGUGGCCAAGAGCAUUGAUGUAUUUUUGGUUGAGUUUCUUUCUCCAGCAAAAAGCAAGCUGUUUUGGAGAAACUGGGAGUAAACUGCAAACUUGCAAAACUUAAAGGUACUGUUUUGGUUUUUUGCCAAAGGAGAUGUUAAUGACUUUUUUUUUUUCUCUCCUUAAAACCCUGGGCCAUGUUUAGCUUUUUACUGCUGCACUUCUUUCUUUUCUUUACUUACGCCUUUUUUCACAGUAGCCCCUGGUUCUGCAUGGAGUAAAUGAUACACUCACAUCUAGUCGGAUGUGCUUUCACCUUUGCAUGUAAGUACAGUAGUAAGAGACUCGCCCUUUCUGCCUCACUACUGAUAUGAAACCAGUUGUGUUUUUCUGGGGGGUUCUUUAAGUCCACUUACUUGCAAGUGGCGUGGUUAAAAGUCCUUUAAACCUUUCUGCAAUAAUCUGCUUUUGCUGAGAUGUUGGAAAGAAGCCCUAGGGAACACGACAUCCAGCUCCUGUUGAAUGUCUAAAGCAGCCCUGCGUAGCUUGUUUGCCUGCUUGAAGCUAGCAAGCCAGCUGGUGAAACCGUGGACAGACGGUUGCAUGGGCAAAAGCCUUUCCUGACAGGCACUGCAGCCUUUAAUGCGCAUUACGCAGUGAUGAUAACUAGCUGAUAAUGCUGCAUGUUCCUGACAAGGCGGAUUUCAAACCUUAGAAUAAUAUAAAGGAGCAGGAAAGCACACCGAAAAGUGUGUUUCUGGGAUGAUGGUGUUCCCAGGACAUGGAAUGAACCCCCAGAAUGGGAAAACAAACAAAAUCUGGGUUGCAGAGAGGGGCCGCGAUUACCCUGUAGAGGCGGGCACGUGUGUGUCUGGUGGUCUGCCGAAAAGGCGGAGAUGAAUAAGGGUUUGCUCCCCCAAAACCUCACUGGGGUUGCACGGUUCCUUUCCAGGAGGGCAGUAAGUAGGAAGGCGUCCUUUGAACUCAUGGUUGUUAAAUGCAUUGCCUUGCAUCUCCUGUAGUGUGCGGUGCUGCCGGGGAGGGGGCAAAAGCGGUGACUGGCACCCACCCCCGGGCUCCUCUUCAGCCUGAGAAGUGCAACUCGUGUCAGCUCCUCCGUGUGCUUUUGACAGCUUGAAAUCCCGUCAAGGAGAUAUCUGUGUCUCUCUUUAAGCAUGUCUUUAUUUAACAUGACCACUGUUUCUCGAGGUAGCUCUCAUUCUGCUUCUCCUAAAACGUCCAAGUGAGAAUGGAAAUGUCUUUUUGUGUGUGAUCAUAUCAGAUAUGUCCAUUUGAAUCCAGUUACCAUUUGCCCUUCUGAGAUGUUUUAAGAGUGCGUAUUUGUCUCUUCUCCAAGGACCCUGGUUGCAUUUGCAGUAUAUGAUAGCCAUGACGCUCUCAUCAGCGUGUAUCAGCAUGGAACUGUACAAAUAUGAAGGGUUUUUUAAUUAACAGAAAAUAAAGCUGUGAACAGCGGUAGAAAUAUUGUAUUUGUAUACAUUUUUAAUAUCCUGAUUGCCUUAAACUAUAGAUGUAGAACUUUAUUACCUUGCUAUUUGAAAAUAACCCAUGUUUGUAACUAAAUAAUUGUGUAACCUACAUACAGUGUUAAUGCAAAUUAUAUGUAUGCAUCUGUUAGAUAUUGUCACUUUAUUUGAUGUUAAAAUAUUUUGGGUUUUGAAUUACAAAUUGAAUAAUAACCUUACAGCAUAAGUUCAGUUAUUUCUUGUAUAUGCUUUAGGUUACGUAUAGUGCCAACACUUGAAGCGGGGAGGAGGAAAUACAUUUUUACCCAAA
This is a messenger RNA of Harpia harpyja (harpy eagle), 5349 nucleotides long. RefSeq names its product septin 11 (gene SEPTIN11). Gene Ontology annotation, cellular component: septin complex; septin ring; microtubule cytoskeleton. The record is from RefSeq and is a predicted model, not a curated record. Gene Ontology annotation, biological process: cytoskeleton-dependent cytokinesis. The transcript is spliced from 11 exons. NCBI's taxonomy places the organism in Eukaryota, Metazoa, Chordata, Aves, Accipitriformes, Accipitridae. The coding region runs from base 119 to 1426 and encodes 435 amino acids. Gene Ontology annotation, molecular function: GTPase activity; GTP binding; molecular adaptor activity.